Molecule: messenger RNA, 1086 nt
Organism: Dermatophagoides pteronyssinus (European house dust mite)
Lineage: Eukaryota; Metazoa; Arthropoda; Arachnida; Sarcoptiformes; Pyroglyphidae
Gene: Reck
Product: Reversion-inducing-cysteine-rich protein with kazal motifs
Biological process (GO): extracellular matrix organization
Cellular component (GO): plasma membrane
Molecular function (GO): protein binding; metalloendopeptidase inhibitor activity
Source: RefSeq, a predicted model, not a curated record
GAUUUGUUUUCAAAAACAAAACAAAACAAAAAAAUGCAAAUUUUCAACAUGACACCAUGUUGUUUGCACAUCAACAUUAUAUUCAACAUUUUAAUUGUAAUAAUAAUAAAAGAAAUAAGUUCAAAUGAACAACGACAACAAAUGAAUUUAAAUUUAACGACUAAAUUGUCUAUUGUAACUACUGAAUAUAAAAAUUUUCGUACAAUUCGUGAAUUAUCAUCAAGAGAAUUGAAUAGUUAUCAAUUGAAAAAAGCACGAAAAUGUUGUCAACUAACUUUAAAUACAUCAUGCCAAGAUGGUUGCCAUGCAUCAUUCGAUGAAUUUUGUACCGAUGAAAAUUAUGGCUGCAGAAAUAAAUCAAAAAUUCUGGAUCAAAUAGAAAUUUUCUGUGAUCAACCAUUGAUUAAUUUUGAAACGGAUGAACUUUGGGAUUGUCUUUUAUUAUCUGAUUUUUUUAACAGUAAUAAUGAACACAAUGAUGGCCAUGAGAAUAUUGAUAAUGUUUCGAAUAAAAAAUCAACAAACAAAUCAUUAAUCAAUCAAUCAAAUUAUUAUGGUGGAAUGAAUCCAGCAAAAUUUGUUUGCUGUAAAAGAGCCUUGCAGAAAAAAUGUCAAAAACUUUGUUACGAUACCUAUUCAAAUCAAUGGUUAGAAUCAUGGCAAAAUUUUGAACAAUUCUGUCGAAGAUCAUCAAAUGAAAGAUUAUUAAAUCAAUGUUUAGAUGAUGCUGAUAAUCUAUGUACUUAUCAAUGUCCGAUAAAAUUACAAUUUUGUCAUCAUUUUAAUAAAGUUAAAUUUCCAUCAAGAAAUUGUAAACAAAAUUCUGAUAAACAAGCCGAAAAAUUGUUUCAUUUUUGGAUUGAACAAAAUAUAACUGAAUUUUCGACAAAUGUUUUGAAUCAAAAUCGAAUGGAAAUGUGGAAAAAUCUAGCCUGUUUUCUAUAUAUACAGCCAUGUAUGGAAGAAAAUCAUAAUCCAAUGCCAAUUUGUCAAUCAAAUUGUGCGGAACUUUUUCAUCAUAGCCAAAAUAAAAUUGAAAUAUUGGAUAAAAAUAUUGUUUGUGAUUUUUUAGAAAAUACUAUCAAU